Messenger RNA from Volvox carteri f. nagariensis, 1164 nucleotides. RefSeq lists its product as uncharacterized. The coding region runs from base 1 to 1164 and encodes 387 amino acids. The transcript has 9 exons. Gene Ontology annotation, biological process: cortical cytoskeleton organization; regulation of dephosphorylation; microtubule cytoskeleton organization. Gene Ontology annotation, cellular component: centrosome; spindle. Gene Ontology annotation, molecular function: calcium ion binding. The record is from RefSeq and is a predicted model, not a curated record. NCBI's taxonomy places the organism in Eukaryota, Viridiplantae, Chlorophyta, Chlorophyceae, Chlamydomonadales, Volvocaceae.
AUGCAGUUGUAUUGCGUCUACUCCAAUGGUAGGUCCGCUGACUGUGGCGCUGCUGCAAAUACGCAGAAGGCAAAGCCUCAGUCUCUGCGGCUGCUGGUGGAGCGGGAGGCUAGGCGUCGUAAGGACCAGGAAACUCUCCUCCUCUCCGAGGAGGAACUUCGAAACAUCUGGUUUUUGAUGAAGGAGAUGGGUGUGGAGACCAACGGGGAGGUGCGCAUCAACUACGAUGGCUUCUCGCAGGUCCUGGUGCGGUGCCGGGAAUGCUUUGGGCCCCAGAUCGACCCCUACUUCAAGGCGUCCUUGUUCCUCAAGUUUGAGCGGGACAACAACGGCUGCAUCUCAGCCAACCAGUUCCUCAACUACCUUAACUUGCGGACUUCCAUGCACCAGAAUCGUCUGGAGCUAUCCGCUUUCGACCUGGGUAACACGGGCAACCUGACCACCGAGCAGCUGGAGGAGUACGUCAAGUCGCUGGUGUCGCAGGUGCCGGCGCUGUCGGACAUUCAGCCGGACUUUCUGGAUCACUACGGCCGCAUCGCGGUUCGCAAGCUGCUGUUCUUCCACGGAAAGAACGGCUGUGUUCGCAUCAGGGACCUGGUCAACAGCAUCGUGCUGCAGGAGCUCAACGAGCUGAAGAACAACCAGCUGCAAGAGCACCAGCUCAUCUCUAACUGGUUUUCGAUUCAGGUGAAGCGCCAACCGGCGCGAGAUGAAAUGGACAUGCUGGCCUUCACGGACUUUGUGCUCGCGUGGGACCACCGCUCACACCCCGCAGCCAUCAAGUACUUUUUUGACAUCUUUGACCUGAAGAAGCAGGGCUACAUAUCCCCGGCGGAGAUCUACACGUUCUUCAAGGAGAUUCACUACAUGUGGGUGCAUGUGAUGAACGAGUACGCCGACCUCAGCAUCUAUGACGUGGUGGAUGAGAUGCUGGACAUGGUGAAACCCAAGGUCUUUGCUUUGCCAAUGCCUGCGCCGGGGUGUGCUGUGUUGUGCUGUGUUGUGAUCGUGCGUGAGCAGAUUACCGCGCGCAUCACACCCGAGGACCUGGCGGUCAGCGGCAUGAGCGGCAUCUUCUUCUCCACGCUGUCCGACGUCAAGCAGUUCUACGACUACAACUACCGGGAGAACCUGAUGCAUCAAGAUGACGACUCGGGAUCGUGA